GGAUUUCGUGACUACAAGAACGCCAGGUCAAGCUGCUCAAGCCAACUAUUGACUUCUCGAGGCAGAGAUGGCGUUCACUCUCCAACCCCUCCAAGAAGCCGACGUUGAACACUGCGUCACAAUCUACUUCUCCGCCUUUCAAAACCCACAUUCUCUCGCCUGCUGGCCUCGAACACCCGGCAUCAGAGCUUGGUGGGAGAACAUGAUCCGAUCCGAACUCGACGAGCCUGGAGCGCAUUGGUUGAAAGCCGUGUCAAACGAAACAGGUGCCAUAGCAGGAUUCGUCAAAUGGCAAGAGCCCAAACCUGGAGUGGAGCCAGAUACGAACCUACCAGAAUGGCCAGAGGGAGCGGAUCAUGAAUUGUGCAAUGAGACAUUUGGAGCGUGGGCGAGAGCGCAUAGGGAUUUGAUGGGGAAGGAGGGACAUUGGUAUCUCGAAAUCAUAGCAACGGACCCUGCUUAUCAAGGCAAAGGCGCGGGAUCGUUGAUGAUGCAGUAUGGUUUGGAGAAAGCCGAUGAUCAAGGCGUACGAGCUUUCCUUGAGGCAUCGCCAGAUGCAGUCCGACUGUAUGAGAAAGCCGGAUAUCGCGAAGCGAGGCAUCUCGACACUUUCAUUAACAAUUCCAGAGUCGAAGGAACGAUGUAUCGGAAUCACUUUAUGAUUAGAGAUGCAACGAGGAAAAGUGACACGCAAUGAAAUGAAGAAUUGUCUUCUGAAUUUCCCAG
Messenger RNA from Cercospora beticola, 726 nucleotides. Its product is annotated as GNAT family N-acetyltransferase. Gene Ontology annotation, molecular function: acyltransferase activity, transferring groups other than amino-acyl groups. NCBI's taxonomy places the organism in Eukaryota, Fungi, Ascomycota, Dothideomycetes, Mycosphaerellales, Mycosphaerellaceae. The record is from RefSeq and is a predicted model, not a curated record.